GUUUUCCACGACGAUUGAAAAUUCGCCUUGCGUUACGUGUACGCGGACCUCCUUCAUGGUUUCCGUGCACGAAGGGAACCGUUCGUGCUAUUCGAUUGAGGAUUAAAUCGUAGACUUUAUUUUCGGAAUUGGCCAGGAAACUUGUCAGCUGACUACAAUGUUCAGCAAUCGUAUAUCACCCAUCCUGCGGAUGGCUGUACAGGAGCAGCAAUGGCAGCAGCAAAGAGGGAUGGCUACUCUCAAGACCAUCUCCAUACGUUUGAAAUCUAUUAAGAAUAUCCAGAAGAUCACACAAUCCAUGAAGAUGGUGUCAGCAGCUAAAUACAAUCGUGCGGAGCGCGAUUUGAAGCAGGCUCGUCCUCUUGGCAUUGGCACAAAGGUGUUUUAUGAACAGGCUGAAAUCCAAGCGCCAGAAGAAGAGCCAAAAAAACUUGUCAUUGCUGUAACCAGUGAUCGUGGUCUUUGCGGUGCUGUGCACACUGGUGUAUCCCGUAACAUUCGUGAUCGAUUAUUGGCUGAUCCCAAAGAACGCGAGAAUACAAAGAUUAUAUGUAUCGGCGAAAAGUCUCGGGCGAUCCUCCAGCGGCAGUUUGCGAAUAACAUGCUUUUUGUUGUAUCCGAGGUCGGUCGCAAACCACCAACAUUCAAUGAUGCAGCUAAAAUAGCUAUACAGAUAAUAAAUAGUGGUUACGCUUUUGGCUCUGGACGUAUAGUAUAUAACAGAUUCAAAUCCGUGGUGUCCUACGCGGUUGACGACUUGCCAUUGUUCGAUAAGAAUGCAGUAGUUACCGCUCCAAAAUUGUCGAUAUACGAUUCGCUUGACGACGAGGUAAUACAGAGCUAUUUGGAAUUUUCACUUGCUUCACUGUUAUUUUACUCAAUGAAAGAAGGCGCCUGCAGCGAACAAUCUAGCCGUAUGACUGCCAUGGACAACGCCAGCAAAAAUGCUGGAGAAAUGAUCGAUAAACUCACCCUCACCUUCAACCGCACUCGACAAGCUGUGAUCACCAGGGAAUUGAUUGAAAUUAUCUCUGGUGCUGCUGCUCUGGAUUAAAAAUGUCUCUGAAGGAUAUUUUAGUUUCUCAAUUUAUAGUGCCGGCAAAUAGAGAAAUACGUUGCUGAAAAAAAAGAACGAGAAGACACCUAUAUGAUGUCAAAAAAUGAAAAUCUUUAUUGACUUGGACGAUGUUCAAUUAACUGUGUGAAGUUGCACUGUAAACAUCAAGAAUAUUAUAAAUCUGUUAUUUAUAUGUCCAAGUUAUCCAAUAAAACGAUUUAAAUUACAAAAAAUAA
Molecule: messenger RNA, 1293 nt
Organism: Pogonomyrmex barbatus (red harvester ant)
Lineage: Eukaryota; Metazoa; Arthropoda; Insecta; Hymenoptera; Formicidae
Gene: ATPsyngamma
Product: ATP synthase, gamma subunit
Biological process (GO): proton motive force-driven ATP synthesis
Molecular function (GO): proton-transporting ATP synthase activity, rotational mechanism
Source: RefSeq, a predicted model, not a curated record